UCGUAACGCAUGAGUAAAUCGAACUGCGGCAGCUCUUCCACGUGAGUUUAUCAAGAGUCAAGUCAGUUAGUCGUGGUGAUGGAUGAACUAACAGAUCAGUCGAAUGUUACUGAGGUAAAAGCUAAAGCAGUGAAAAGAAAAGUGUCGUUAAUAAUCUGUGAAUCCUGUGGAUCAGAAGAAGCAAAAUAUAGGUGUCCUGGGUGCCUUACUCAUUCUUGCAGUUUACCUUGUGUGAAAAGGCACAAAUUGGAAGUGGGCUGCAAUGGCAUGCGUGACAAAGUUGCAUUUGUUCCGCUUGGAAAAUUCAAUGAAAUGAACCUUCUAAGUGAUUACAGAUUUCUGGAGGAUGUUGGAAGACUAACAGACGGUGCAAAUAGAGAUGACCUUAUCAGAAAAUUCACAUCAAACAAAUAUCUAAACAGUCUACGGAGCUUGGCCCGCAAAUACUCAGUGCAUUUAAAAUUACUACCUAUCGGGUUCACGAAAAGAAAAGAAAACUCCACUAUGUUUCACAAAAAGGCCCAAGUGAUCUUUUGGCAUCUGAAACUUAUUUUUGUACAAAGCCAAUGUGAAUUUGUUGAGAAAAGGGUUUCAAGUAGCCGAACACUCAGCGACAUUCUUGGCCAAUACAUACAUCCAACAGAAUCUGAUCCUGUAUUUCGUCAGAGAUUAAAGAUAUAUGCAUUAUCACCAUGCAAUGAAGUGGAGGUUUUCAUGAAAGCUGAAAACAGACGCUCUGAUGCUGUCAGGUAUUACAAGUUGGAUCCUACAAAAAGCCUAAUUGAAAACCUGAAGAACAAGACAAUAAUUGAAUACCCUACACUUCACAUUGUGCUGAAAGAUCAGGCUUCAAGAUAUUUAAUUCUUGGCCAAGAGAUCACAGAAUGCUGUGAGACAUCUCAAACUGCAGUCCAUUUUAAAGAAGAGGAACUGGAAGAAGGAGAACUUCGAGAUGACGAUUGUUAAAAAGAAAAAAUGUUUCUUUAAAGCUAUUUUAAGACGGUUUUUACACUUCCAUUUAAUAAAAAGGGUACAUUUUUACUGCAGUCAAAUGAACUUCAGUGUCAAUGUGUUUAUUUUUGGGUCAAUUUAUCAUAGUUAUUAGUCAUUUCUUUCUUUUUAAGAUAUCCAUUUCCUCACAUUUAACCCCCCA
Molecule: messenger RNA, 1153 nt
Organism: Erpetoichthys calabaricus (reedfish)
Lineage: Eukaryota; Metazoa; Chordata; Cladistia; Polypteriformes; Polypteridae
Gene: znhit6
Product: zinc finger HIT-type containing 6
Exons: 10
Coding region: 79-966 (295 amino acids)
Biological process (GO): box C/D snoRNP assembly; snoRNA localization; maturation of LSU-rRNA from tricistronic rRNA transcript (SSU-rRNA, 5.8S rRNA, LSU-rRNA)
Cellular component (GO): pre-snoRNP complex; nucleus
Source: RefSeq, a predicted model, not a curated record